AAGACACGCCUGUUCAUCAUCAUCAUACUUUUGAAAUGGACGAUAGCGAGAAUAUCUACGAGUAAAAACUGCAGAUCAUUUUCUCCCGUAGCUUCGAGUCUUUCUAUCGGUGGGUUCCGGGACCGCCCUCGCCCUCGCUUUCUUUGCCCGACUGGGAUCGUCCUCAGGACCAUCGGUCACCUGCACCUCCUCCUCUCUGCGCUUGCGUUUGUGAGAACUGUCCGCACGCGACGCGUUCAGGUCAGCACCACCAUGUCGUACUGCCGAUUCCCGCGCCUCAACGCCAUCCGGGGACUGCAUCUGACCUGAUUGCUGUCGUUGCUGCUGCUGCUGCAUGUCUGACUGUCGAGCGGAGGAGCGAAAUUCAUCGGCAUUCGGGGGAGGAGGAGCGAUGUAACGUUUGGCCUUGUCCGUUGUGUGCCACACGAGGGUCUGGUCGGCGAAGAUAUCUGAGAACAUCCGCAAGAUGGUAUUAGAGUCCAUGAGCACGGACUCAGCCUGGAUUUCUCCGAGGCGUUUGCGUCGUUCCGAGAUUUUGAUAGGAUUCUGGGCAACGACUUUGCCGUGGAAAGUGUCCAGUAUUCUGAAGAGUCCGUCGGAAUCGGUGUCGUAUUUCGGGCCUGGUGUCACAGGGUUUCGUAGAUAACCGGAUUUUCCGCUGCCAGUCUUUCUGUCUCCGAAGAUGUCCUGGACAGCCGAAGGGGUGUGGUGUUCUGUAUGACGAAAGACCAUCCACACCAAAAGCCAGAAAAAUGACUCUAGAUCGUGGUGUAGCGCAUGACGAAAGGCCGCAACGUCGGCAGGUCGGACACCAGCGACCACCAGAUUGAGUUUACCGUUGUAGUCGAGAAUAUCGAGUGCCAUGAAGGGCCAUGUGCCCUUGAGGUCUUUCAGGCUUUUACUAACAUCGAUCAAGUCUUUGACAUGGUAGCGCUCGGGCCACAGAGCUUUGAAUCUCUCGGCUCCGGCCUCCGUGAACUCUGCAUAAUCCCAGUCGAGAAGAAAAGCACGAGCUUUCGCUUUGCAGUCCCGUUGCUCAACGAACAUCACAU
Molecule: messenger RNA, 1052 nt
Organism: Mycena citricolor
Lineage: Eukaryota; Fungi; Basidiomycota; Agaricomycetes; Agaricales; Mycenaceae
Source: the annotation of a GenBank genome assembly